Messenger RNA from Pocillopora verrucosa, 580 nucleotides. RefSeq lists its product as uncharacterized. NCBI's taxonomy places the organism in Eukaryota, Metazoa, Cnidaria, Anthozoa, Scleractinia, Pocilloporidae. The record is from RefSeq and is a predicted model, not a curated record.
AUGAACAAGUUCGUUCUUUCCGCCCUUGUGGCAUUCUGCGCGGCUGUAUCUUUGCAAGUUGUUGUAUCGUAUGAACCCCUAGAAAAAGCUGCCUAUGAAACCCAGCAAUCCGACGAUUAUGGUGCAGUGAAGGAUGCAGUCGACGCCAAUGCAGAUGAAGGAUUUGAAGAUGAUCUGAGCGACUACAAUCAUUUCGACGAAGAUGAAGUUGACAAUGAUGAAGAUGAAGAGAGUGAAGAGGAUGCAAACGGAAGCAAUGAUGUCCAAGAAGAUCCAAAACCAUUUUUUCGCAGAAUAAGAGUCCCGAAACCAAGAUUCCGGAUCCCGAAGCCAAGAGUCCCGCUUCCAAGAAUUCCAAAACCAAGGAUCCGGAUCCCGAGAAUCCCAAAACCAAGAUUCCGGAUUCCAAGAUUGCCAAAGCCCCGCCUCCCGUUUGGAAAGAAGUAAAGGGACUUACCCACUGAAUUAGUCUGUUAGAAAUCGAGGCUACGAGAAUCUUUGCCAUUGGUCUUUGAUUCACACUCUAAAUGUGUAAGCAAAAAGUUUUAAUAGGUUAAAUUUUGUGAACUAAUCAACUGAC